GGAGUCAACUGACCUGUGCUCUGGGUUUGUCUUUGCAGUGUAGACACAGUACCCAGCCUGCCUCCCUCUGGGUGUGUCUCCCUCGUGCCGUCGGGUUGCCACGCUGAUCACUUUUCUCCUUGUUCUUGCAGUUUGAGAUUGUCUCCCAGGAGCGUCCCUAGCCUCGCCUGGCAUGGAGGACGGUCUCACCAGGCCUGCGAGCCCAGCAGGGCUCUCCUGGUACAUGGCAGUCUCUCAGCUGUUAGGUUUGACUGUGAUCGCCAUGACCGGCGCCUGGAUGGGCCAGUACCGGGGCGGUAUUGCUUGGGAAAGCGUGCUGCAGUUCAAUGUCCACCCUCUCUGCAUGGUCAUUGGCAUGGUCUUCCUCCAAGGGGAUGCUCUCCUGGUUUACCGGGUCUUCAGGAACGAGACCAAGCGCUCAGCCAAAAUCCUCCACGGGCUCCUCCACGCCUUCGCGCUGCUCAUCGCCCUUGUGGGGGUGAUCGCCGUGUUCGAUUACCACAGGAAGAAAGGCUUUGCAGACAUGUACAGCCUGCACAGCUGGUGUGGAAUAGCAGCCUUCAGCCUCUACUUCAUCCAGUGGCUCAUGGGCUUCAGCUUCUUCCUGUUUCCUGGAGCAUCCUUCUCGCUCCGCAGCAGAUACAAACCGCAGCACGUCUUCUUCGGCGUCUUCCUCCUCGUUCUCUCCAUCGCCACCUGCCUGCUGGGCAUCAAGGAGCUGCUCCUCUUCAGUAUCCAGGCCACCUACAGCUCGUUCGUGCCUGAAGGGAUCCUGGCCAACGUCCUGGGCCUGUUGCUGAUCGUCUUUGGCCUGGUGAUCGGCUACAUCCUGACGCGGGACGAGUGGAAGCGGCCGCCCCUGGCUGAGGAGCUGGCCCUGUCCAUGGAUUUUAAAACCCUCACUAAAGGGGAGAGCCCCAGCAGCAGCCAGUGAUGGCUCCCUGGCUGGGGAGCUCCCCCCAGAGGCAGGGCGGGGGUGGACUUUGUGGUCGUUGCUCACUCCUGCAUGUACUAGCCCCUCCGGUGUCUGUUGCUGGUGUGUUGGUGUUGCUGUGACCUCUCUGCCACCUGCUGGUUGUUACGCAUACAGCUGGUGCGAGGGGGGGGGCAUCUGCUUUGACCCCCUGUCUGCAGGGGAGCUGUGUGCCAAUGCGGCAGCUCCCAGCCCCAUCCUGGUAAUAGGCAUCAUGUCGCUCUGGGACACUGGGUUGUGCCAUGUUCUCCCACUGAGCCCUUAUGCCAUCCAUGGCCACUCCCCUGCCACCCAAAUCAUGGGGGAUGGGCUUUGGAUGUGCCAGGCUCAGGGGCAUUCCCGGCUGGCUGAGCUGCUGGGCGGGGGUUGGCUCCCUCGCCCCUCAAGCAGCAGGACGGCAGCACUUCCAUUUCCCAGCCUGUCUGGCAAGUUAGCUCGAGGCCCACUAACACAUCUAACUCAAGUGUGGACGAAGGUCAGGGCCUGGCUCGCUCCUUCAGUUGCCUGCACUGACGACUUCUCCCUCCUCGAGUUCACUCAGAAUGCCAAGCGGUGUGUCUAACACCACGCUCCAUGGCAGCCAAACCCAGUCCUCGAGGACCCUGGUUUUAAACCCGCCCUCACUUGCAUGCAAAGCUUUUUGUCUCUCUCGGGCUAGGGUAUUUUUAAUGAGCACUUGGUAUUUGUGCUAACCCGUCUGCAGCCUCCUGCUGGCAGCAGCACCUCUCUCUGAUCAGUCAGCGGGGGGGGCAUGUACAUGUGCUGCUGUCUGCCCCGGGUCAGAUAACCCCCCCGGCCCUUAAACCCAGCCUAGACAUCAGUGUUUUUAGAAAUCCUCAUCCCUGGUGCCUCUCGUUCCUGACGGGGCCGCCCCAGCUCCAUUCUGCUGAGAUAAGGCAGCGCUUCAGCCAGCUGAUGUUGAGCAGAGCAGAAAUGCAGGGUUGGUAAGGUCUAGUGACUGGAGGGGCAGUGAAUUUUUUUAAAAUUAUGUUCAAGUAAAGGCCUGGUUCCCCCCAGCUCUCACUGCAGGGAGCACAGUCCCUGUCCGCACGAGUGACCCCUGGGCAGCUGCCAGUGGCUUUUCUUAACAUCUAAAAUGCAAAACUUUCCCAUCUACUCCUUUGUUUGCUCGUCUCUGUAAGCAGCUGCAGGACUUCAGGUGUUGACAGGCAGUGCUGGUGCCUAGUGAUACUGCAGCAAAGGCCUCGCCUCCCUGCGGGGUCUUUGCACUGAUCACCUGUUAAAUAUUCCCUUCUUGCAUGACUGAAUCAGGGACUAGCCCCACUCUCCAAUGCAGCUUUGUACGCAGAGCGUGGCAGCCCCUGGCUGAACGGUGCAUGGGGUCGAGGUUAGCAGACUAACGCCUUGAGAGCCUUCUAGCCAUGCUUUCCUCAACGGGUGGUCGAGCACCCC
This is a messenger RNA of Terrapene triunguis (Three-toed box turtle), 2386 nucleotides long. Its product is annotated as cytochrome b561. The transcript is spliced from 5 exons. Gene Ontology annotation, cellular component: lysosomal membrane. Gene Ontology annotation, molecular function: oxidoreductase activity. The record is from RefSeq and is a predicted model, not a curated record. NCBI's taxonomy places the organism in Eukaryota, Metazoa, Chordata, Testudines, Emydidae. The coding region runs from base 173 to 934 and encodes 253 amino acids.